Schistocerca cancellata (South American locust) is the source of this 3167-nucleotide messenger RNA. RefSeq names its product zinc finger protein 501-like. The record is from RefSeq and is a predicted model, not a curated record. Bases 323 to 631 code for a protein of 102 amino acids. Gene Ontology annotation, biological process: regulation of transcription by RNA polymerase II. The transcript is spliced from 7 exons. NCBI's taxonomy places the organism in Eukaryota, Metazoa, Arthropoda, Insecta, Orthoptera, Acrididae. Gene Ontology annotation, molecular function: RNA polymerase II cis-regulatory region sequence-specific DNA binding; DNA-binding transcription factor activity. Gene Ontology annotation, cellular component: nucleus.
UCUACCAUCAUGUCACCAAUUCUGCAUGAUAUAAUGGAAUCCAAUACUAUUUCUUAUCAUUGAAAAGUUGCAUAGAAACUGUGUAUAAAUACAAUAAUUAUUUCUUAAAAUGCACAUAAUUUGCGAAAGAAUAUAGCAAUGCGUCUUCAGUGCAGCUAUUACUCUACAGUUCACUGGUAAUACGCCGUUGGCAACUCCAUCGUACUGUCCGAUUAAACUUGAAGUUUACACUAUGUCAGCUGUUGCUUAUGUUAAGAAAUUCACAGAUGGAAUUUUUGAAUAAAGGCUCCUGAUUUCCAUUUCAUAAGAAUUCGUUCUGAACAUGGAAUGUACAGAAGAGGUAGAGGCAGCUGCAGUAUGUGCUGAAAUGAAAGACAUUGAAGAACCAAUAUUAACUUAUCUCCACCAUCAACCACCUGAAGAAAUAGAACAGAUUUUCAUUAAAGAGGAGAAUCAAUUGGAAACUCCUGAAGAUCCUGACACGUGUGACCCACUAGAGUUGGAGAGAGAUGAGGUUGUGUCCGAGGAAGAAACCAUUUCUCCACCUGACGCUUCACACGUAAAAAAAGAACCUGAGCUCCAGAAUGAUGUGGAGUCGACAAGCUAUGACAGUGAACCAGAAAGGAACUGAUCACUGCAUGUUGGUGUCUCGCUGGAACUAAAAAAUACGAGAUCCUGCAAUUACAUUCUGAUUUUUAGAUGAUUGUAUGUAAAAAAAAGUUAAUUUUGGAUAUGCAGAAAUAAAAACUCUGUUAAUGAUAUUGUUUGUACCAUAAAUUAAUAACUGUAGUUCAGUGGUCUUAUAACCUUCUCAGGACACUACAGUAAAAUUUUCAGAUUAAUUCCAUUAUUAGAAUUUGAGUUAUGGCUUUUUAUAAAGAAGACAAUCAAAAAUUAAAAAUAAAGAAGACAAUCAAAAAUUAAAAAUUCAUAUUUCUGGCAAAAUAUUAAUCCUGCAUGUUGUAUUAUAUUUUUCCGCCAAAACACAGCACUUUUGAUUUACAUAUGCAAAAUUUUAGUUUUGUACAUUGAUAAAUAUGGCUGUAAUGAAUUUUUACAUUUUCUGCUACGUACACCCAUUGACUGAAUUUCUGUUUAUAAGGUACCACAUAGUGGAACUACAAGACAAAAUAAUAUACGCUCCCUAGAGGAAGAUUGUUGUGGUUCUGUGUAUAAUCCGCUAGAAUGGUUAGUUCUCUCAGAUAGACAUUGGUUUUAGCUACGACUAACUGCUUUUUCAGGAGUGAAUGUGAAACUAAUACACUACCGGCCAUUAAAAUCGCUACACCAACAAGAAAUGCAGUUGAUAAACGGGUAUUCAUUGGACAAAUAUAUUAUUCUAGAACUGACAUGUGAUUACAUUUUUACGCAAUUUGGGUGCAUGGAUCCUGAGAAAUCAGCACCUAGAACAACCACCACUGGCCGUAAUAACGGCCUUCACGCGCCUGGGCAUUGAGUCAGACAGAUCUUGGAUGGCGUGUACAGGUAUAGUUGCCCACGCAGCUUCAACACGAUACCACAGUUUAUCAAGAGUAAUGACUGACUUAUUGUGACGAGCCAGUUGCUCGGCCACCAUUGACCAGACGUUUUCAACUGGUGAGAGAUCUGGAGAAUGUGCAGCCAGGGCAGCAGUCGAACAUUUUCUGUAUCCAGAAAGGCCCGUACAGGACCUGCAACAUACGGUCGUGCAUUAUCCAGCUGAAAUGUAGGGUUUUGCAGGGAUCGAAUGAAGGGUAGAGCCACGGGUCGUAACAGAUUUGAAAUGUAACGUCGACUGUUCAAAGUGCCGUCAAUGCGAACAAGAGGUGACCGAGACGCGUAACCAGUGGCAUCACCACGUCGGGUGAUACGCCAGUAUGGCGAUGACGAAUACAUGCUUCCAAUGUGCGUUCACCGCGAUGUCGCCAAACACGGAUGUGACCAUCAUCAUGCUGUAAACAGAACCUGGAUUCAUCCGAAAAAAUGACGUUUUGUCAUUCGUGCACCCAUGUUCGUCGUUGAGUACACCAUCGCAGGCGCUCCUGUCUGUGAUGCAGCGUCAAGGGUAACCGCAGCCACGGACUCCGAGCUGAUAGUCCGUGCUGCUGCAAACGUCGUCGAACUGUUCGUGCAGAUGGUUGUUGUCUUGCAAACGUCCCCAUCUGUUGAUUCAGGGAUCGAGACGUGGCUCCACGAUCCGUUACACCUAUGCUGAUAAGAUGCCUGUCAUCUCGAAUGCUAGUGAUACGAGGCCGUUGGGAUCCAGCACGGCGUUCCGUAUUACCUCGCUGAACCCACCGAUUCCAUAUUCUGCUAACAGUCAUUGGAUCUCGACUAAGGCGAGCAGCAAUGUCGCGAUACGAUAAACCGCAAUCGCGAUAGGCUACAAUCCGACCUUUAUGAAAGUCGGAAACGUGAUGGUACGCAUUUCUCCUCCUUACACGAGGCAUCACGACAACGUUUCACCAGGCAACGCGGGUCAGCUGCUGUUUGUGUAUGGCAAAUCGGUUGAAAACUUUCCUCACAUCAGCACGUUGUAAGUGUCGCCACCGGCGCCAACCUUAUGUGAAUGCUCUGAAAAGCUAAUCAUUUGCAUAUCACAGCAUCUUCUUCCUGUCGGUUAAAUUUCGCAUCUGUAGCUUGUCAUCUUAGUGGUGUAGCAAUUUUAAUGGCCAGUAGUGUACACUUGCUCUUGUUACAUCAAGGAAAUAAUAUUCGUACUGCAUACUGUUUGCCCAUGAAAUGCAAGUCAAUGUCAAUUCCAUUUAUGACAAGUAUAGCUGUAAAAGUUGGUUACUUGCUGGAGAUGUUGCACAAAAUUACUUGAAUUGAAUUAAUAUGCUUUUUGCAGUAGUAGAUCAUUUUCUAAGAAAUUUAGUACGUUAAAGCAUGUGUAGUAAAUUCAUAUGUUACAACAGAUGUUCGGUAUGUUAUUUCAGUCUGUAGGUUCCACUGUAUGACAGCAUACGUUAGCAUUUACAGCGUAUCGUAACAAAUUAUUUGUAUUGCAAGGCACAGUUAAUAUGGUUUUUGUGUAUGUGAAGAAUUACAGCAUAUCAUAACAAAUGAUUUGUAUUGCAAGGCACAGUUAAAUAUGGUUUUUGUGUAUGUGAGGAAAUGGAAUAAAAGAUUCAGUGUGAUUUGGAACUGAUUAUAUUGUAUGUGUUAAAAUGAAGAAAAGCAUUAAA